Leptomonas pyrrhocoris is the source of this 2940-nucleotide messenger RNA. RefSeq lists its product as hypothetical. Lineage: Eukaryota; Euglenozoa; Kinetoplastea; Trypanosomatida; Trypanosomatidae. The record is from RefSeq and is a predicted model, not a curated record. The transcript has a single exon. Bases 1 to 2940 code for a protein of 979 amino acids.
AUGAGAGUGCACCCCUCACGCGGCGUCUUUCAGGAGAGAAAGGAAGAAGUAGAAGACUGGAGCCCAUUGGAAAGGCGCCUAGUGGAAAGCGACGGUUAUAGUAACAGCGGAGCGCGACGGAGGAGCUUCUCUUACACAAAAAAACACGGGCAGCUAUUAGUUAAAUACUCAGCCCUGUUAAUCAAAACCAUUCAGUCUUUCUCUCUCUUUUUUUUUUAUAUAUUGCCGCGCAUGCUGCGCCUGUCUUCACGUGUGUGCGGCAGUUACGUGCUGAACCAGCGCGUCAUCGGCGACUGGUGGCAGCCGCGAUACCGCGAGCGCGCGCACAACGCCGCCAAAGAGAAGCUGAACGCUGCAUUGCAGGAAGGCGCCAAUGACGGCCGUUCGCCAUCUCCACCUGGCGAGGCCGACACAGCGGCCAAAGACGACGGCGCUUCUCCAUUGCCUUCGCUGAGCCUGUACGAUGCUAACGCGCUCGUGGCCACCUUCGUAAGUUGUCACAACACCGAAGACUUGAGCGCCACGCUGCAGUACAUCCGAGAGCACCUGGGACAGGAGCUGACUCCUUUUCAUUUCCACGCUCUCUUGCGCAAUUUCAACCACCAUCGAGACAUGCACAAUGCGCUGCAGCUGCUGGAGGUGAUGGUGCAGAGCGGCACCAUGACGCUCGAGACGUACGCGCGCAUGGCAGACUGCAUUCAUGUGCUGUCGCCACCAGACACGCAGGCCCGCAUUCUCCAACUGGUCGGACUGGCGCAAGAAGCAUUCGGCGGCCAGGUGAUGGCUGAAGAGGCCGGCUCGGAAGGGGCCACCACUGCCAUGUACAGCCAUAACGAGGAAGGGCGGCGUGCGCGUGAGGCACAAGAAGCGGCAGUAUCGUCUCCGACAGAAAGCAGCAUGGAGAGGUCCCAUUUCCAAACGCAAAGUGCGCCGCUGCUCUCGUCUCUCCUUCAUCACCUGUCCACUGCCCAACACGCCGACGCAGUCGCCUCGUGCUUCUUGGUGGCGUUGUGGAUAAGUGCCUUGGGCGUGGAGCUGAGUGACUGGGAUGUGCUCAACGUUCUGAGCACGACGGUGAUCCACGCAGAGCAGUUCCCGCGUCUCUGCAUGUUGUUUGGCCACUUCGAGGGCUUUGCCCCGGGCCACGUAAGCGUACAGGCGGUGCUGGACCGGCUUUCGUUGCUGGACGAGGUGAGCUUCAAGGAGCUGUCCGCGGCGACCGAAAGUGCAGGCAGCGGCAGCCACAGCGCAGGUGGUGCCUCUUCUGCGCACGACCAUUUUGUAUCGCUGGUUGCCGCCAUGCGGCGCUCUCUUACCGCCGUGGGCGGCGACGGUGUCUUGACGGCGGUCGUUCCCUUUCCACUUAUGAACGCGCAAACAAACGACAUGGAGGAGCUUCUGUUGAGCGCGCUGCGUCCGCUGAUGCGUGAUGGCGUCGGUGCGCACCGCUACAACGCAGGACACUUGCUGCACGUUCUCAGUCUGGUGAGCAGCACCGCGAGAGAUGACCUAGGAGCCGUGCAGAUGUUGGUCCGUAGCAUUCGUGAGCAGGAGCUGCAGGAGCAAAAGCUUCAGCAGCAGGAUUCUGGUUUCGUUCGGUCAGUAGACGCGGCUACCGUGCCAUCGUCGUCUUCGCCGUCGUCCUCGCAUGUGGGCGUGGAUAAAGCGAAGCGUGACGGCGGCCCUGCUGGUGAGCCCUUCGCCGUCCCGGUGCAGCACCUCCUCGACAUGGCCACCCUUCUGAACCGCACGAGUGCCUCCAUGCUGCGGGAGGUGCAGCAACCUCUUCGCGGUGCCAUACGGCGGUUGGUGGGCGAGUUGCCGGAUGGGCCGAGCGGCGAUGGCGCGGCCGACUCGUGGACGGCCGUCUCAGCGUCCUGCAGUCCGCCCAUCGCCACCGCCCGUGACCUCAUGAAGCUCAGCAACUACGAAACGCAGUUCCUUCGCACCACAGCGGAGGCGCGGGAGGUGCUGCGGCACGCCAUUGACUCCGGCAGCGCCACCAACAGCCACGGUUGGCUGCCGCGCGGCACCCAACUCAUGUUUCUGCAGCUCGCCGAGUUCUGCUGCCGCCACCCCCCUCGCAACCCGAAGCUAACCUCCGCUGGCCUGCAGGAGCGAGCGAAGUGGGCAUGUUACCUGGACGCGCGUGACACGUCGCUGGCCCUCUUCGGCUCAGCGCGGCAGUCUCGUGACUCGAUGAAGCACCUCUUCUACCACGACAACCAACUCCCUGCGCUGCGGUCUGACGCCGUCGUUGCGAAGGACUUCGCCGAUGUGCACCGCAUCUUCUUCGGCUCCACCAUUCCCCCGCCGUCUUCUUCAUGUGCCUCGCAGAUGGAGCUGCAGCAAGCGCUGAUGCGUACACGCACAACGUUGCCGCACACCGGCAGCAGUGAGGCGAGCGUGCCGCGGUAUCUGUGGGACCCCGCGGUGUACAACCCCUACCCGGCAGCGCAGCUUGCGAACAACUCCGCCGAGUUUCGCAACCUCGACGGCAGCGUUCGCGGUGCCUUCACCGCCGCAGAGAUUGAGCAACUCGACCCCGCGCUGGGUGAGGUCGCGAGAGGGGAAGAGGAGGGCGAAGUGACGGACGCCUCGGAGUUCUUUGUGGAGCUGUGGCACGCGCUGCUCGACAAGACCACAUCGGUGGGGAGCAACCCUGUGUGGUAUCUGCAGAACACCGGCAUGUACCUGCUGCUCGUCCGCUGUCUCCUGCAUCGUUUGGAUUGGGAGGCCGCGGUGCACCUCACACGCAAGAUGUCGCAGCACACCGCGUACAAUUACAUGAUGGACCACGAGCUCACCACUAUCUUUCGCGAGAUUGGCGAUCCCGCAGGGUGCUUGGCGUUUAAGGUUGCAACGAAGCUGUUCGAUGGCCGCAUCAUCAAGGACGGACCGACGAAGCGGGAUAGGUUUCACCAAGAGCAGUUUAACUGA